AUGGCCCAGCGAUUUCCGGGCGCUGGUGGGAUGCCGCAGCGUUACGGUACACCCGUUAACAAUCCACCGUUUAUGCGUCCGUAUGGGCCAGGAAACAGUUUCGGGCCGCGGAACUAUUCUGCCCAACCGCAAACAGGUGGAGGACCAACGCAACUGCCACACCAACGUCCGAUGUACGCCGGAUUUCAGGCAACUAGCAGCAGAGGUUCCGGUGGACCCAGCGGUGGAGGUGGCGGUGGUGGUGGCAAACGCGGUAGCGUAGAUCGUAAUGCGUCCCAUGCAAAGGUAAACGAUCAGCAAGCAAAGAAAAGGAAAAAACUCGCCGAUAAGAUACUUCCGCAGAAGGUGCGCGAAUUGGUGCCUGAAUCGCAGGCCUACAUGGAUCUGCUCGCCUUUGAGCGUAAGCUGGACGCAACUAUAACACGCAAACGGCUCGACAUUCAGGAAACACUCAAGCGUCCGAUGAAGCAGAAGCGCAAGUUACGGAUCUUCAUCUCCAACACGUUCUAUCCGGCGCCGCAUGACAGUGAGACGUUGAACCCGUCACUGCCGCGCGUGGAAUCGUCGUGGGAAUUGCGCGUCGAGGGCCGGUUGCUGGAAGACACCGGUAAGCCGGACGGGGUAAAGAUGAAGAGAAAGUUUAGCAGCUUCUUCAAGUCGCUCGUAAUAGAGCUUGAUAAGGAGUUGUACGGGCCGGACAACUAUCUUGUCGAGUGGCACCGAACCCAUACGACACAGGAAACGGAUGGGUUUCAGGUGAAGCGAACGGGUGCCCGGAACGUGCGCUGCACCAUACUGCUGCUGCUCGAUUAUCAACCGUUGCAGUUUAAGCUCGAUCCACGGCUCGCACGCUUGCUGGGCGUUCAUACGCAAACCCGACCGGUAAUCAUUUCCGCCCUAUGGCAGUACAUCAAAACCCAUCGGUUGCAGGAUGCGCACGAGCGUGAGUACAUCACGUGCGAUAAGUAUUUGGAGCAGAUCUUUGGCUGUCAGCAUAUGAAGUUUGCCGAGAUACCGCAGCGGCUUAACCCGCUGCUGCAUCCGCCGGAUCCGAUCGUAAUCAAUCAUGUGAUCAUGGUGGAGGGUGGCGACGGGCAGGACGGGAAACAGACGGCCUGCUACGACAUCGAUGUCGAGGUGGACGAUACGCUGAAACAUCAAAUGAACAACUUUCUGAUGAGCACCGCUAGCCAGCAGGAGAUACAAGCGCUCGACGGCAAAAUCCACGACACGGUCGAGACGAUCCAGCAGCUUAAAACGAACCGAGAGUUUUUCCUCUCCUUCGCCAAAGAACCGCACACGUUCAUACACCGGUGGAUCGUGUCACAGAAGCGCGACCUCAAGCUGAUGACGGACGUCGUCGGCAACCCGGAGGAGGAACGGCGUGCUGAGUUCUAUUACCAGCCCUGGGCAGAGGAAGCCGUAUCGCGCUACUUCUUCGCCAAGGUGAAUGACAGGCGGACUGAGCUGGAGCAAGCACUCGGCAUCCGUCAUACCUAA
Messenger RNA from Anopheles marshallii, 1500 nucleotides. RefSeq names its product brahma-associated protein of 60 kDa-like. NCBI's taxonomy places the organism in Eukaryota, Metazoa, Arthropoda, Insecta, Diptera, Culicidae. Gene Ontology annotation, cellular component: nucleus; SWI/SNF complex. The record is from RefSeq and is a predicted model, not a curated record. Gene Ontology annotation, biological process: regulation of transcription by RNA polymerase II. The transcript is spliced from 3 exons. The coding region runs from base 1 to 1500 and encodes 499 amino acids.